Poecilia reticulata (guppy) is the source of this 1702-nucleotide messenger RNA. RefSeq names its product CD276 antigen homolog. Gene Ontology annotation, cellular component: external side of plasma membrane. The record is from RefSeq and is a predicted model, not a curated record. Lineage: Eukaryota; Metazoa; Chordata; Actinopteri; Cyprinodontiformes; Poeciliidae. Gene Ontology annotation, biological process: immune response; positive regulation of T cell proliferation; T cell costimulation.
AUGGGCUGUGGAGACAAGCCAAUGCCCCAUUUUGAAUUUACUCAUACUGAAAGUGAAACUAAGAACAACAUAGGCUACGAGCUGCAGCUGCCGUGUCAUUACCAUUCAUGUAGAACUCACGGGUUGGCAGAGGAGCUUGUGGUAAAAAAACAUGGCCUCCCGUGCUCCCCUCUUCUUUUUGGUCAUUUGCUUCUGUUUAGGACAUGCAAAAUCCUUCAUCGAGGUGGUAUGUGAUAAAACAAUCACUGGUCAGGUUAACCUUCAGUCUAUGCUGACCUGUCAGGUUGAAACCACUCAAGAAAUACCCGAUUUAACGAUCACUCUGGUUGUCUGGAAAAAGCAAGGAGAUGAUCAGUUCAUGUCAGUUCUUGAUAAGAGAGAUGGCAAAGGAAAUAAAUUCCAGCCCGGCUACAAGGUUACCUUGAACGACAGGACCGUAUCUUUGGUCAUCACCGACACUCAAGUGAAAGACGAGGGAGUCUAUACAUGCCAUGUGACGACAGACAGUGGUAUCGCCAAAACGACAACAAACCUCAAAGUGACAGCCAGAUACAAUGCCCCAAUUGUGGACAGCAUCGAUGAGGAAAUCGUUCGAAAUGCUUACAAGUCUCUGAUUUGUAAGGCUACUGGCGGCUACCCAAAAGGCAAACUGCGCUGGUUUGAUGAACACAAAAUGGAGUGGACGGCAAGCGCAGAGCUAACAGUGAACAAAACGGAGGAUGGUCUGUUUGAACUCUUCAGCAAGCUGCCUUUGAUGAAAGGAUCCACCUUCUCUCAGUACACCUGCGUGGUCUACAAUGCCAGCGGCAACAAAGAGGACUCAGUUCCAAUAAUACUACAAUCGACAGAAAAGGAACCGUACAAGAAGCCACUUUCGGCAAUAAUUGCUCCAGUCUUGGUCGUCGGGUCGCUGAUUGUGGGGUUGCUGUUUGCACUGUUAAUCUGCAGAAGACGCUCCCAACAAAAAAACCGGAGGUCCUCAACCGCUCCUCUUAUGGGGACACAUAACAUGGUUCCCCAUACAGAUCAAGUAAUUGAUCCACCUCCUCCUUACUGUGAAGAAAUCAAAGACGGCAUGGCCUAAGGAGACCCAACGAGCUGCAUUUAUGUAUUCACUUUCUACCAAGCUCCAAAAUGAGCAUUUCCUUCUUUGCUAACCUCCACCUUUAUGAUACAACUUUCUUUACAAUGUAAAACUGUGCAUAGCCAGGGAUAACUUGUGCUGUGAUUCACUAGUAAAUUCACAAUUAAUCUGAACGCACCAGAAAUAUUGUUAAAGAGAGAUUAAAUCAAGUCUGAAAACAAGAUGGGCCAGUUGAGUGGAGAAGAAGCUGAAAGGAAGUGUGUACAAAUUUAGGCCCAGACAUGUGAAAACAACACAAAAUGGGAUACUGGAUUAUAGUUAUUAGAGGAGGACUCGGCCCAAGCAGAUAUGUGGUGGCUGUUCAGGGAAAUAUGAGAAGACAGACACGUCUGAGUUUGGCCCACAUUCAAUAGCCUUUGGCAGCUCAGCAGAAUUUUCUUUGUUUUCCUUCAUCUCUUUUGUGAUAUUAUGUAAGAGGUAUGAGGAAAGCACUGAAUCGGGUCAGAGGGCAGUUGUGAGUAUAACUACUAGGGUAUGUGCAUUGUACACUGACAGUGCUCUGCAUUUGCAGACAGUUGAGUGUGUGUGGGUGUGUGUGUGUGUGGGGGUGUGCGUGUG